Molecule: messenger RNA, 2390 nt
Organism: Piliocolobus tephrosceles (Ugandan red Colobus)
Lineage: Eukaryota; Metazoa; Chordata; Mammalia; Primates; Cercopithecidae
Gene: MTFR1L
Product: mitochondrial fission regulator 1 like
Exons: 7
Coding region: 596-1465 (289 amino acids)
Biological process (GO): aerobic respiration; mitochondrial fission
Cellular component (GO): mitochondrion
Source: RefSeq, a predicted model, not a curated record
UGACCUGUCCCCGCAGGGAGAGGGUCCACGCGGGUCUCCGGGCGCUGCUACGCGCGGCAAAGUUUGACUGAGCGCGGCGGCCUCCGUGGGGUCCCCCGGGACCAGGGGUGCUGAGCGGGGCCCUGCGCUGGAGGAGCUCCCGGUCUCCUGAGGGGGACAAGACCCACCGGUGCUGCCAGAGAACGGGGGAAGAUCUUCUAGCCAGUGAGACUUGGGGGCGGGGGUGACAGCUGAGUUGGUGUUCUCCAUCAUUCGUUUAGUUAGUUCAGCGCGUUGAAACGCUCACUGUGUCCUAGGCAGAUACCGUGCUGUGCGCGGGGAUCACAGUUAUCUAGUUCCUCUCGCGAGGACUCCGAGGGACAGGCAGGGUGCUGCGGAGCGCACAGGAAAGGACCUGACCCUGUCGCAGGGAAGGAAGGUGAUGCUUGAGCUGAGCUCUGAGGAAUGACGAAGAAUGAGCUCGGCGAAGGGGGUGCUGGUGUUUGAUGCAGGGCUCACAGAUGGCCUGAUAUGAAGGAGUCACGCCUCCCACCUCCCGGAGCUGCCCUGUGGCUGCCUUGUCCUUCAAGUGCAGGAGCUGGUUCACGUGUCGGGAAUGGAAGCCAGUGUGACCAUACCAAUCUGGCAAAACAAGCCGCAUGGGGCUGCUCGAAGUGUAGUAAGAAGAAUUGGGACCAACCUACCCUUGAAGCCGUGUCCCCGGGCGUCCUUCGAGACCCUGCCCAACAUCUCUGACCUGUGUUUGAGAGAUGUGCCCCCAGUCCCUACCCUGGCUGACAUCGCCUGGAUUGCUGCAGAUGAAGAGGAGACAUAUGCCCGGGUCAGGAGUGAUACGCGCCCCCUGAGGCACACCUGGAAACCCAGCCCUCUGAUUGUCAUGCAGCGCAAUGCCUCCGUUCCCAACCUGCGUGGGUCCGAGGAGAGGCUUCUGGCCCUGAAGAAGCCAGCCCUGCCAGCCCUAAGCCGCACCACUGAGCUGCAGGAUGAGCUGAGCCACUUGCGCAGCCAGAUUGCAAAGAUAGUGGCAGCUGAUGCAGCUUCGGCUUCAUUAACGCCAGAUUUCUUAUCUCCAGGAAGUUCAAAUGUCUCUUCUCCCUUACCUUGUUUUGGAUCCUCAUUCCACUCUACAACUUCCUUUGUCAUUAGUGACAUCACCGAGGAGACAGAGGUGGAGGUCCCUGAGCUUCCAUCAGUCCCCCUGCUUUGUUCUGCCAGCCCUGAAUGUUGCAAACCAGAACACAAAGCUACCUGCAGUUCGUCUGAAGAGGAUGACUGCAUCUCUUUGUCCAAGGCCAGCAGCUUUGCAGACAUGAUGGGUAUCCUGAAGGACUUUCACCGAAUGAAACAGAGCCAAGAUCUGAACCGGAGUUCACUGAAGGAGGAAGACCCUGCUGUGCUUAUCUCUGAGGUCCUACGAAGGAAGUUUGCUCUAAAGGAAGAAGAUAUCAGUAGAAAAGGAAACUGACAACCCUCUGCUCUGCAAACUCAGUCUCAUGCUCCUGGAAUACCUUCAAUAGCUGCCUUCCUCACCACAGAUGUUUCUGCCUCUAAAGGAGAAAUCUUCUGCAACAGUUUUGCUGACAAGCUAGAGCUUGGACUGAAAGAGAAGAGCUGGAUUAUAUGUUUCCCAGACUUCAAACCCUAGCAGAAGCUAAGGCUUGUGAUUUGACCUGAGACAUUUGUUUCAGGUAAUUUUGUGUACAAUGAAGUAUCUCAGUUUAAAGGGUAAGAGAGAAAUUGUUUCUGGUUUUUCCUUGCUCCUGUGUGAAAACAGGUCCAAAAUGACUGACUGACUUCACUGCAUUAGACCCUAUAACUGGUCUCACAAGACACUUUGUGCCCAGCUGUCACUCACUCUCAGCAGCUUCCUUGCAGCAGAGCAGGGCUGAGGGGAAGGGGCUAUAAAUGUUUGUAUACAUGUUCACAGGGCAUGGAAAAUCUUAUGCUGCUCCAUCAUAAACGUACACCAAUGCCCAGCAAUCACCCUUCUCAUUUCCUUGUCUAGAUGUAGAGGUCAGGCUGCUGAACCAGCCAACACAUGGGCUACUGCUGGGAAGCCUGGGCUGUUUUUUUUCUUAAACACAUUUUAUAUUACUGAACAACCAAAUCUACCCUCCAUUGGCCCUGAGGCCUUAUCAGUUCCACUGAUUAAAAACUUUCUCUUUCACGGACUUUAAGCCCAGUAAGAAAGAGAAAGGAGGAGGGGGAAAGAGCAUACCAUCUUUCUUCCAGGCCCUUGACUGCUCCUUUGGGUUGGGCCAAGGUUUGUACCUACCACACCAUGCAUGACUCAGAUGCCCUCAGGUCCCUUUCUCUAUGGUAUGUAUACUGUGUGUGUUUGGGUUGAAGCACUACCUGACAUUAAAGGAAGGACUUGGAGAGAGAAUGCA